AUGUGGUCCUUCUUUGGCGGUGCUUCGGCACAGAAGAAGAAAGAUAUCCCUAAAAAUGCCAUCCUCUCUCUUAGGGAGCAGCUUGAAAUGCUGCAAAAGCGAGAAAGGCAUUUGCAAAAUCAGAUGGAUGAACAAGAUGCUAUAGCAAGGAAGAAUGUAACGACGAAUAAGAAUGCUGCCAAAACUGCUUUGAGGCGAAAGAAGCUCCACGAACGAUCGCUUGAGCAAACGAGUGCUCAGAUCCUACAGCUUGAACAGCACAUAUAUUCCAUCGAGUCCGCAAAUAUCAAUCAAGAGACGUUUAAUGCAAUGAAGAAUGCUAAGGCUGCCAUGGAACAAAUACACAAAGGUCUCAACAUAGAAGUCGUUGAUCAGACAAUGGGUGAACUGCAAGAGCAACACGCUCUCAGCGACGAGAUUGUCAACGCCAUUACCAACGCUCCUAUCGGCGAACCUAUUGAUGAGACUGACCUUGAAAAUGAACUGGAGGGCAUGGAACAGGAGCAGAUUGACAACAAGAUGAUAGGAACUGGAACAGUACCAGUUGGAGACAGAAUUGAUAGGCUACCUUCUGUAGCAAACGGAGCCAUCAAAGAGAAGCCCAAGGCUAAGGAGGAAGAUGACGAAGAGGCCGAAUUAGAGAAAUUAAGAGCCGAGAUGGCUAUGUGA
This is a messenger RNA of Trichophyton rubrum CBS 118892, 669 nucleotides long. RefSeq lists its product as uncharacterized. Gene Ontology annotation, cellular component: cytoplasmic side of plasma membrane; multivesicular body; ESCRT III complex. The transcript has 4 exons. Gene Ontology annotation, biological process: vesicle budding from membrane; late endosome to vacuole transport via multivesicular body sorting pathway. The record is from RefSeq and is a predicted model, not a curated record. The coding region runs from base 1 to 669 and encodes 222 amino acids. Lineage: Eukaryota; Fungi; Ascomycota; Eurotiomycetes; Onygenales; Arthrodermataceae.